AUGUUUGCGGAAAAAUACCAAACUCAUAAUACAUUAAGAUCAAAUAAUAUAACAACUACAACUACAACCAAAAUUCCUAAUUCUACAUCUAAUGACUCAUCAAAUAUACAAAAUAACGAUAGUAAUAUAACAUCUUCAACUGCAUCCACUACACCCAUUUCAUCAACAACUAAUUCCAAAACCAAUAAAGUUUCAUCUUUUGCAACCACUUUUUAUCCAAUGAUGCAAAAACUGCCGUCACCUUCUUCAUCAACAUCAUCAUUACCAAAAAUAGAUACAACAAACUUAUCAAUGUUCAAUAUAGAUAACUCAGAUAAUAAAUUGGGAAACCUACAGCCAAAAUCAUCACCUCCAGCCAAAAAUUCAACUUAUUUGUCUACAAAUUCAAAAAAAUCUUCUGUAAAUAAUAAUGACAAUACUCGAAAUAAUCAAGUAUUAAAUUCAGACAAUAAAAUAUGUCAAUGGUAUUGUUGUUCAUGUGGUCAAUCAUAUGGUUCAGUAUUAUAUAAGGAAGGUGAGAAUAAUCAAGAAACUUCUUUAAAUCAAAAUCAAAUACCUAAUCAAACAAAUUAUAAACCACAAGAUCUUCAAAAUUCAUCAUUCAGUAAUAGCAAUAACAAUAAGAAUUAUAUUUUUGAUAAUUUGAAAUAUUAUAGUAAUGUUGUAUAUAAGGAUCAUCAAAAUUUUAUAAAUUCACCCACUAAUAAAUCAGUCAACAACAACAACAACAACAACAACAAUAAUAAUAAUAGCUAUUUUGAAUAUAAUCCAUCAUCGUCAAAAGAACUACAGAAAUCACCAAAUACCAGAAAAAGGGAAAGAGAAGAAGAAGAAGAAUCACGGGAAACUUCAAAUCAAGAAAAUCGACUGCAAAAAUUAAAACCUGUGUUUAGUCCCAAUUCUAUAUCAACUCCAAUAUUAUCUCCAUUAAAUAUAAAUUUAGAAUUACAAUCAAACAACAAUAAUAUAAUUGAAUAUAAGGAAAAAGUUAUAUUAAAUAUUCCAACAAGAUUUAUAUGUCACAGAUGUGAUCAUAUGAUGUGUCCUUAUUGUUUGAAAUUAAGGUUAAAAGAUAUAUAA
Lodderomyces jiufengensis is the source of this 1080-nucleotide messenger RNA. RefSeq lists its product as uncharacterized. NCBI's taxonomy places the organism in Eukaryota, Fungi, Ascomycota, Pichiomycetes, Serinales, Debaryomycetaceae. The transcript has a single exon. The coding region runs from base 1 to 1080 and encodes 359 amino acids. The record is from RefSeq and is a predicted model, not a curated record.